AUGCUGUCUGCCAUGAUAUCCCCGAGCUUCUCAGGGCUGCUCUUCACCUGCCUGCUACUGCCAGGCCUGACACAAAGCCAGGAGAAGGCCCUUGGUUCCCCCUCUGCCAGGAGCUCCUGCUCCCCGGGUUUUGGCUUCCAUGGCUCCCACUGCUAUGGCUUGUUGGGUCCUAAGGAGACCUGGAACCCUGCCGAGUUGCUGUGCCUGGGCUACCCCUCAGGCCACCUGGUAUCCCUGUUCAAUGAGGCUGAGGUCUCCUUUGUGGCUACCAUGAUGGUGGAGAAUGAUAUUGGUGAGAACCCAGUCUGGAUUGGCCUACAUGACCCCAACAAGAACCGCAGGUGGAGAUGGAGCAGCAGUGCCCUUUACCUCUACCAAGCCUGGGGGAAGGGCUCUCCAAGCAGAACCAGUUCAAAGUACUGUGUCAGCCUGACUUCUGAGUCUGAUUUCCAGAGCUGGAAAGAUGAACCUUGUCAUAAGCAGUACAAGUUCCCAGCAAGUUCCCAGCCUAGAGAGAAGAAGCCAGAAGAAGAAUUUGGAAUUCUGCUGCUUUGGAGUCAAAGGAGGGCCAUGGUCAAGAAAAAUGAGCCAGUCCCUCGGCUGUUGCAUCCCUAA
Vombatus ursinus (common wombat) is the source of this 615-nucleotide messenger RNA. RefSeq names its product lithostathine-1-alpha-like. The record is from RefSeq and is a predicted model, not a curated record. Gene Ontology annotation, molecular function: oligosaccharide binding; peptidoglycan binding; signaling receptor activity. Lineage: Eukaryota; Metazoa; Chordata; Mammalia; Diprotodontia; Vombatidae. Gene Ontology annotation, biological process: antimicrobial humoral immune response mediated by antimicrobial peptide; positive regulation of cell population proliferation; venom-mediated disruption of cell wall in another organism. The transcript is spliced from 6 exons. The coding region runs from base 1 to 615 and encodes 204 amino acids.